AGAGGCUGAGAGUGUGAAGCCACACAGUUUAUUUAUUCUCUGACCUCAGAUCAUCAAGCAGCAGCAUGGAGGAAACAUCUCUACUGAGGCUGAUCUCUCUGAUCUCUCUGCUGAGCUGCRGCACAGCUGCUCUGACUGUGAGUCCCAGCAGAUCUCAGUUCUUUGAAKRWGAAUCAGUGACUCUGAUCUGUGAGGAUGRAAACAUCUCUGAUGGAGGRACUGUGAGGAGAAACACAAGCAGAGGAACCAGGAAGCCAUGUGGAGAUGGAUGGGGGAGGAAAGACGGAUCUACCUGCARCAUCAGUUAUGUUUUAGAAARGGACUCUGGUGUGUACUGGUGUGAGUCCACAUCUGGAUCCUCCCCCAGCAGCAGCAGCAGCAUCCAGCUCUCUGUCUCUGGUGGAUCAGUGAUCCUGCAGAGUCCUGUCCUCCCUGUGAUGGAGGGAGAUGACGUCACUCUGAGCUGCAGAGCAAAGAGUCCAGCCCACAACCUCCCAGCUGCUUUCUAUAAAGAUGGCUCCUUCAUUGGUGAUGGACCAUCAGGUCACAUGACCCUCCUCCAUGUCUCCAGCUCUGAUGAAGGCCUCUACCAGUGCAGCAUCAGCGGUCAGGAUGGAGAGUCUCCAUCCAGCUGGAUCUGGGUCAAAGAAAAAUCUCCAACUUUAGCUCCGCCCACUUCUCCACCUCCUGCCUCCUCGUCCCUCCUGGUCAGGCUGCUCUGCCACCUGCUGGUCUUCUGUCCGUACUGCAUCUCCUCUCUCCUCAUGGUGUCUUUAUAUCGAUGCAGAAGAUCAGGAAGUGACCUACCUGCCUUCGCUGAUCAAGGAUUGGAUGAUGAUUAUGAUGAUGUCACUACAGAGCAUCUCUUCUGAACUAUCAUCUGAUAG
Messenger RNA from Poecilia reticulata (guppy), 887 nucleotides. RefSeq names its product sialoadhesin-like. The record is from RefSeq and is a predicted model, not a curated record. NCBI's taxonomy places the organism in Eukaryota, Metazoa, Chordata, Actinopteri, Cyprinodontiformes, Poeciliidae. Gene Ontology annotation, cellular component: external side of plasma membrane. Gene Ontology annotation, molecular function: transmembrane signaling receptor activity. Gene Ontology annotation, biological process: cell surface receptor signaling pathway; immune response.